AUGCCGAUGAUGCUCACUCCAGACACGCUGCCUUUCUCACCUAGCAAGAAACGACCGUUUACCCACUCACCUUAUGGUCACCAGACUAGAACCGCGACUCAAUGUCAGCAUGAAAUUCAUCCCUCCAACUCACAUCACACACCCCUGUGUCCCAAGUGCACUAUUUACCUGGCUAGAGGAAAGUCCGACGUUGCACUUAAGGAGCUGGUAGCCAAAGGUGGAUUGAGGCCUCCAAAGCACAUGCGCAACCGGCGGUGGAACAAAGCAAGAAAAGUGUACCUGAUAGCGAAACAGCGACUUGAGAAGACCCGGAAGGAAGACCAGUUACGCUGGGAACGUGAGCGGGCGUGGGAGGAGGCUCAUCAACUCAACACCAACAACGUCCAGGCAGCAGUCUUAUCCCUAAACCCUUCGUUGUGCCCGGUUUGUGACUCCUUGGUGGCGUCUUACCCCACGACAAUGCCUGAGGCUCAAGUCACAAAAUACGUGGCUUGGUGGGAGAAACUAGACGCUCUUGCCACCUCACACACACUUGUGCAUCGGCAUCGGACAGCAUUACACUCGCGCAACCAGAACCAUAUACACACGCAAACCGAGAGAGGCAACUCAAGAUUGUGCCAGAUAAUUCAAGCCGUACGCAGGUCGGUGCAAGAGCACAACGAGCUCCGGCUAGCCUGGGAGAUCCGACAGAAGACUGAGGCAGCGAUACGUCGUAAACACGGCUUGGGCGAUUGUUACAUUGGCCCCGAUUUCUGGAAUGAGCCAAUAUCCGGCUAUUAUAGUCGUCGUGCCCACCAGAACAACAAAGACCAGACCCGUAUGGCAGAGCGACGUGCACGCGGUGGCACAGCGCGACCCAGACUACCACGCAGCUCACUGUCCUACUCGGAGACGACGGAAGACGUGUACGUCGAACCACACUUUGGGGAAACACUGAAACAGAAAGAAGAACGAGAGGAAUGGGAGCGUCUGGUCAAGAAGACUGCAGGCGAGAUUGGAUACCUUUAUUUCAUUGGUGGUGGUGUUGAUAUCGAUCACUUGGCGAUAUGGUGUGAGGAUUUUGACCAGAGUAACCAAUAUCUAGUGGAGAGGAAUAAAGCUCCCAAUUCCGAGACGACAGGUGAUGAAGACGUUCAGGAGGACUGGGAUGAUGAUAUGGACGUGAGUGAAAUGGAUGUUGAUGAAGCCUAG
Alternaria atra is the source of this 1191-nucleotide messenger RNA. RefSeq lists its product as uncharacterized. NCBI's taxonomy places the organism in Eukaryota, Fungi, Ascomycota, Dothideomycetes, Pleosporales, Pleosporaceae. The record is from RefSeq and is a predicted model, not a curated record. Bases 1 to 1191 code for a protein of 396 amino acids. The transcript has a single exon.